Messenger RNA from Alligator sinensis (Chinese alligator), 2488 nucleotides. RefSeq names its product N(4)-(Beta-N-acetylglucosaminyl)-L-asparaginase-like. The record is from RefSeq and is a predicted model, not a curated record. Gene Ontology annotation, molecular function: N4-(beta-N-acetylglucosaminyl)-L-asparaginase activity. Gene Ontology annotation, biological process: protein deglycosylation. NCBI's taxonomy places the organism in Eukaryota, Metazoa, Chordata, Crocodylia, Alligatoridae.
AUGUUCGCCCCCUCCCCCCACUCCACGAGGCGUUGCCAUGGCGGCGGCCGCGGGCACUUGGACCUUCUCACUGCCCGCCCUGCGCAAGAUGCGGGCGUUGCUGCUGCGCGGCGCGGACGCCACGGACUGCGUGCAGGAAGCCAUGGCAGCUAUUGAAAAUGAUGAGGAGAUAGGGAGUUAUGUAGUAGGACGAGGAGGCUACCCAAACAAAGAUGGAUUAAUCCAGUGUGAUGCUGCUGUAAUGGAAGGGCAUCCUUGUCAUUUUGGAGCAGUAGCAGCUCUGUCUGGAGUUGGAACACCACUAGCUGUAGCUCGUAAAGUCAUGGAGAGAAAUACCUGCAGCUUCCUGGUUGGAGAUGGUGCUGCGGCCUUUGCAAGAGAGCAGGGCUUCAUGGUAGAGGACAAUGAAAGUAUGAUGACUGAACGGAGUGCAGAAGUUUAUAAGGAAUAUUUAGAGAAGAAAAAAAGUCCCAAAGGACACGAUACCUUAGGUCUAAUUGCCUUGGAUAUUCAUGGAAAUAUAACUGUUGGUGUAUCUACUUCUGGAGCUCCUUUUAAAUAUCCUGGGAGGGUAGGUGAUUCUCCAUUGCCAGGAUGCGGUCUUUAUGCAGAUAAUCAGGAGCUGCAGCAGUUAUGCCUUUCAGCAGUCAGUCAUUUCCUUUCCAAACGCCACUGGAUCUUGAUAGUAAUGGGAACUUGGCAGUCCUUUGCAUCUACAGGAGAUGGAGACCAGAUCAUGUGUUUCUGUCCAUGCUUUCAUGUAGUUCUGCUAAUGAAACAGGGUUUGUCUCCAAUGGAUGCAUGUCAGACGCUUGACGAUAAACUCCAGAAAGCAGGAAAGGAAAAUAUGUUUGAACUUGGCAUAAUUGCAGUGAAUAUGAAGGGAGAAGCUGGAGCUGCUUCAUCAAUGCCAUUUCCAUACUGCGUCUGGUGUCAAGGACAGGAUUCCAUAGAGGAAUUAAUGCAACAACCCUGCAAGCUGUGAAAAAAAUACACUACAAGAAAAUUUGUCUAUGUCAUAUAGGGCAGAUUGUGAACCCCUUCUUUGUCUUUGCUAUGGUAAGCAGUACAAGAUCCCACCAAGACCUACAGGGAUCUGCUCAGUACUCCUGAAAACCUGACUGAUAAACCAUGGAUAUUAGAUAUGGAGCUUAACUUUGUGCAUCUUUAAAAAAAAAAAAAAAAAUCUUAGCUGGGAUAUUUUAGUCCUACAUCAUGCCACAAGUAAGCAGUGUCUGCCUUGCAUCUUAUUACUUAUUGGGCUACUAAUUACUUUUCAGUUUUCUGACUGACUGUUAACUUGGAGCCCAAGUCUAUCAUUUUUUCUUGUGCUGAGUAGUAUUUUACUCAGUGGGUGCAUCUACAUGUGCAAUUAGCACAUAGCAAUAAACUCUAGCACAGUUUGCACCACAGUUUAUUGCUCCUGGACACAGCAUUUUACAUGUGCACCUGGGACACAGCAGCCCCUGGAUGGCAGAGGACCUGUGGGGGGUCAGUCUGCCAGCUCGGGAUUGCUCUGCCAUAGCUCAACAUGCUGCAGAGAGGCUGACCAGGGCACAAGGGGCAUUUGUAUACAUACUUGUGCUGCAGCGCCAGGCACUUUUAAAAGCAGCAAAAUAUGUGUCAGGCUGAGAAAAUGGUGGCAGUAUGCACUGCUGCCACUUUCUGCAUGCUGACGUGCAUUUUGCUGCUUAUAAACACUUGAUGCAGCGCAGCGUGCAUCAACUCACAUGCAGGGUAGAGUUGAUUAAUCAAGUGUGCUCCAACAUGCCAGAUCUCCGGCACAUCUCAGCACAAAAAUGUAUGUGUAUAAAUGCCCGAGGGUGCUACAGUGCAAGGUUAGCCAGCAGGCAGUCACCACAUUGUAGUACUUUCAUGGCCCCAGCCAGUUUUGGUCAACGUUUCCAUGUGCAUUUUUGGCACAUGUAACUACUACACUGCAGGAUAGUACUCAUCUUAGAUGAUACUUUCCUACAGUGGAGUUAAUUGAUUUACUGCCCCCCAGUACGGGCACACAUGCAGAAAGUAAUGCUUUACUGUGGAGCUAGGCAGCUUCAUAGUAAAAGCGCACAUGUAGAUACACCCAACUAGUAAUCCCAGUAAAUACAGAUGGCAGAAUUGGGUUUUAAUUAUUCUUGCUGCUGCCUUUUGAUGGAAAAUGGAGUUGAGUGUUGCUUGUUUUAGUCCUUUUCUGUGUAUAUAAGAAUAUGGCCAUACCAAAACACAGCUUAAUGCACACUUAAAAAAAAAAAGGGGGGGGGUGGGGGAAAUUGCAUGUUCACAUGAAAUAAAAAAGAAGCAAAAUGGAAUAAAAACCCAUAAACAACUCAAUUUACAGUUUAAUUCCUUAUUCUGCACCAGUGUCAAACCCUACUAAAGGAUUUAUAUUUAUAUUCACUUUCACAAAUAUAGUGGAUAUUAUAAAACACAAUCAAAUGAGAUUUUAAAGUGACUAAUUGACUAAAAUUGAAUUAAUGGUUUACUUGUU